Messenger RNA from Ochotona princeps (American pika), 2283 nucleotides. RefSeq names its product ring finger protein 114 (gene RNF114). Gene Ontology annotation, molecular function: ubiquitin protein ligase activity. The transcript has 6 exons. Lineage: Eukaryota; Metazoa; Chordata; Mammalia; Lagomorpha; Ochotonidae. The record is from RefSeq and is a predicted model, not a curated record. The coding region runs from base 47 to 733 and encodes 228 amino acids. Gene Ontology annotation, biological process: protein polyubiquitination; ubiquitin-dependent protein catabolic process.
CUCCUCCUUCCCGCCGCCGCGCCGAGCACAGCCGAGCGGCUGCAAGAUGGCGGCGCAGCAGCAGGACCGUGGGGCCCCCUCGCAGCCGGCAGGCCCCGCGGCGGAGACCGACCCCUUGAGCCGCUUCACCUGUCCCGUGUGCUUAGAGGUGUACGACAAGCCGAUGCAGGUGCCCUGCGGACACGUCUUUUGCUCUGCAUGCCUGCAGGAGUGCCUGAAGCCGAAGAAGCCUGUCUGUGGGGUGUGUCGCAACGCUCUGGCCCCUGGCGUCCCAGCUGCGGAGCUUGAGCGACAGAUCGAGAGCACAGAGACUUCCUGCCAUGGCUGCCGUAAGAAUUUCUUCCUUUCCAAGAUCCGGGCCCACGUGGCUACCUGUUCCAAAUACCAGAGUUACAUCAUGGAAGGCGUGAAGGCCACCACCAAGGACACGUCCCUGCAGCAAAGGAACGUCCCAAACCGGUACACCUUCCCAUGUCCUUACUGUCCGGAAAGAAACUUUGAUCAGGAAGGACUUGUGGAGCACUGCAAAUUAUCCCACAGCACGGACACCAGAUCUGUGGUAUGUCCCAUCUGCGCCUCAAUGCCCUGGGGAGACCCCAGCUACCGCAGCGCCAACUUCAUGCAGCACAUCCAGCGCCGGCACCAGUUUUCUUACGACACUUUUGUGGACUAUGAUGUGGAUGAAGAGGACAUGAUGAACCAGGUGUUGCAGCGCUCCAUCAUCGACCAGUGAGCAGAGGCUGCUGGCCCUCAUUCCAGAACUUCUGUGUGUUCAGCUCCUCCAUUUGACUUGUAUGACAGACCCAGAAGUGAGCUGCCACAUUGGCUCACAGCCAUCUCUGGUGCGGUUACGGGUCUCAGAGGCAGAGCCCUCCUUUUCCCUGGGCUCUUGCCAAGCUGUCUUCUGCUAAUCCCCUUGUGUGUUGUUUGGUCUGCCCUUCAUUGCUCCUCCAGCUGUCCCUUCACUUGUCCCUCUUGGGUCCUCUCAGCCAGCCAGGGCCAUUCCUGAGUCACAGAUAGCAUAAUGCACUGGGCACUGCCUCUCUGGCCCCAAACCAUGCAAGCUCUGCCAGGCUUGUGUGGGCAGGGCUGAGGCUACCUGGCUGGGUGGUUGACACUGCAGCUGCCAGCAGCUGGACUUGCCACCCCAGGAAACAUCUCAUGAGUCCCCCUGGAGUGGAUGCUCUGGCUUUAGCGUGACUGAUGCUGGCAGUUUUGAUUAGUGAUGUUUUCUUACUCCUCAUGCAUACCCUUAAAUUGACCAGUUUGGUCUUAAAUGCCUGGCAUGGUACCUUUUUAUGACAAGGGGAGACCCUGUAGCUUUAGUGGUGGUAUUUCUAGGCCAGGCAAGUUAGCAUCCAUUUAUCCGUAUGUGGAGGUCAGCUGAGAAAGCUGUGGCUUCUUGGUCCUGACCUUUGCGUUGAUCAGCAUUUUCCAGUGAUGGGUUGUUUUCACCCCUCUCUCUAAGAACUUGCUUACACUGCUGUCUGUGAAACCGGAGAAGGUGUCCUUCAGUGAGAAGGGGGCUGGGGCUCCAGUGGAUACCAGCUCUUUCCUUCCAGCUUGGUAACCGAGAUCCAGCCAAGCCUCGUGCUGCUUCUGCAGCCUGGGCUCUCAGGACACUGGCUUUGCACAUGUCCACCUCGUGUGUGGAGAGAGGCUGUGGGAACACCUGUGUCCCGACAGCAGCCCUGUCCUGAGACACGGCUGUCUGUCUCAUGGACGCCGUCUCCCAGAAGCCUGCUUCGAUGGUAGCUCGUGGAGCUGGAAGUGCAGCGUAACUCGUGUGGACAGACCUGGCUCAUCGCUGGCCACCUCAUGUGGAGGAGCAGAACCCAGGGCUGAACGAGGGGCACCUGGGUUUAGGUCCAGUCUUUGAAGUCCCACAUGUAGUUGAACAGGGAAGUGGUCCAGUGGCUGGGGUUGCAGGGGACAGUAGACUUUGGCCCUCCACAGCCAGGAACCAGCCAAGAUGUGGAGCAAAGUCAUAUUUUUGGAUGUGCUAUUAACUGGGAGGAGCUGAAUGUUAAGAUUAUUUUCUUUGCUGUAAUUUCGGGGGAAUGUUUGCUCAGCCUGAAAUGGUCUGGGUUGCAGUUCGGAGAGGGGGCUGGUAGGCUUUGCGGGCCCUGGAGAGAGCACCCUGCAUCAGUGGAACCUAGAAACUUCUUUUCCUAUAUUAAGUGCACUUCACAUAUUUCUAAUACAAUGGCUUUCCAGAAAGAGACAUUUGUCAUGUUCUGGCUUUUAAAAGGUGAAAUAUAAAUAAAUUAAUUUCAUAAUUUA